AAACAUGCCGAUAAUAUCCAAUGAUUAGGAAACAAAAUGAUAUCCUUUUUUACCUUGUUUGUUUGUUGAAUUGAAUUGAAUUUAAUAUUGGUGAGGAAGGUUUUCAGAUCUGGUGGAAUGAACAGGAAAUCAAAGUGUGUUAAUGUUAGGCAUGAAGUCUACUACUAGUAUCUAGUUCACAUUGCACGUCAACACCAUUUUUAAGAAACCCUAAACCUUUGUUUAUCGAACCACUGUAUGUGAGAUCUGGAUCUGGAUCUAGAUACAUCCACCUUCAUCUCUCCGAUCUCCGUCCAUAAUAAUAACACACCGAAAUCUGUGUUGUUCGUAUGAUGGAGAACAUUCAUCAAUGGCUGGUGGUAGCAUUGUUCGUCAUUUGCAGCCUAAUCACGACUGUCAAAUCAGAUGUUUCAAAUCACAAAUACAAAAGCGGUGAUGCUGUUCCUCUUUAUGCCAACAAGGUUGGCCCCUUCCAAAACCCUAGUGAAACAUACCGCUACUUUGAUCUACCAUUCUGCCUGCCAGAUGAUUUGAAAGAGAAAAAGGAAGCGCUUGGAGAAGUGUUGAACGGAGACCGUUUGGUUAGUGCUCCAUACAAGCUUGAUUUCUUGGUUGAUAAAGAUUCAGAGUCGAUUUGCUCUAAGAAACUUUCAAAGCAAGAUGUUGGAAAGUUCCGGAAAGCCAUUUCAAAGGACUACUACUUUCAAAUGUACUUUGAUGACCUGCCUCUAUGGGGUUUCAUAGGGAAAUACGAUACAAAAGAACAAAAAUACUACCUUUUUAAGCAUCUGCAGUUUGAGGUACUUUACAACAAGAAUCAUGUUAUUGAGGUUAAUGUUCAAACGGAUCCUACUGCUCUUGUCGAUAUCACUCAAGACAAGGAAGUCAACGUUGACUUUAUGUACACAGUUAGAUGGAAGGAAACCAACAUUCCGUUUAAAAAGAGGAUGGACAAGUACUCACAAAAUUCUUCACUUCCACAUCACUUGGAAAUACAUUGGUUCUCAAUUAUUAAUUCUUGCGUCACCGUGCUUCUUUUAACUGGUUUCCUUGCCACGAUUCUCAUGCGUGUUCUCAAAAAUGAUUUCGUCAAAUAUGCUCAUGAUGAGGAAACAGCUGAGGAUCAAGAAGAAACUGGAUGGAAAUACAUACAUGGUGAUGUCUUCAGAUAUCCACAACAUAAAUCUUUAUUUGCUGCUGCCCUUGGUUCUGGGACCCAGUUAUUUGCCCUUACAAUCUUUAUCUUCAUACUUGCAUUAGUUGGUGUCUUUUAUCCAUAUAACCGAGGAGCUUUGUUCACUGCAUUGGUUGUAAUAUACGCACUAACAUCCGGAAUUGCUGGCUAUACUGCAUCCUCUUUCUAUUGCCAACUCGAAGGAACCAAUUGGGUGAGGAAUUUGAUAUUGACUGGAGGCCUGUUUUGCGGACCCCUUUUCAUAACGUUUUGCUUUUUGAACACGGUUGCAAUUAGUUACAGUGCGACUGCAGCAUUGCCGUUUGGAACAAUAGUGAUAAUAGGUCUGAUAUGGGGAUUGGUGACAUCUCCAUUGCUUGUUUUAGGUGGGAUUGCAGGAAAGAAUAGCAAAGCCGAGUUCCAAGCCCCAUGUCGGACCACCAAAUAUCCACGAGAGAUUCCACCGUUGCCUUGGUACCGUGGGACCCUCCCUCAGAUGGCAAUGGCGGGUUUUCUUCCGUUCAGUGCUAUCUACAUUGAGCUUUACUACAUAUUUGCCAGUGUUUGGGGUCACAGAAUCUAUACCAUAUACAGCAUCUUGUUCAUUGUCUUCAUCAUUCUGGUCAUUGUCACUGCCUUUAUUACCAUAGCUUUGACAUACUUCCAACUAGCUGCUGAAGAUCAUGAAUGGUGGUGGAGAUCUUUCCUAUGUGGUGGUUCAACUGGGCUGUUUAUCUACGGAUAUUGCUUGUAUUACUACUAUGGGCGUUCCGAUAUGACAGGUUUCAUGCAGACCUCAUUCUUCUUUGGUUACAUGGCAUGCAUUUGCUAUGCUUUCUUUCUCAUGCUCGGUACUAUUGGUUUCCGUGCUGCGCUCUUCUUUGUUCGACAUAUAUACCGUUCUAUCAAGUGUGAGUAAACACAACAUGCCCUUACAGUUUGUACUAGGAGAGGGAACUUCAUUUUUCCUUAUUACAAAAAAGUUAUAUCUAUCAUAUAUUAUUAUUAUUAGACAAUUAUUUUGCAACAAUUUGCCCUUCCUAUGUUGUGAUUGAGUUGAGCCAUUCCUUUUA
Messenger RNA from Helianthus annuus (common sunflower), 2247 nucleotides. RefSeq names its product transmembrane 9 superfamily member 3. Gene Ontology annotation, cellular component: membrane. The record is from RefSeq and is a predicted model, not a curated record. Lineage: Eukaryota; Viridiplantae; Streptophyta; Magnoliopsida; Asterales; Asteraceae. The transcript is spliced from 7 exons. Bases 330 to 2093 code for a protein of 587 amino acids. Gene Ontology annotation, biological process: protein localization to membrane.